GAAUAGCUCUCGGGCUCAGGGUGCAGACGGAGUGGAAAGUCAGUUCUUACAGUUUGUGUGAAGUUCCCCUGUGUGUGUGCAGUCAUGUCGGGCAGCAAGCUGAUGAGAGCCAUCAGAGUGAGUGAGUUUGGAGCUCCGUCAGUGCUCAGACUGUGCUCAGAUGUGCCUGUCCCACAGCCUGGACACAGACAGGUGUUGAUUCGUGUCCAUGCCUGUGGAGUGAACCCUGUGGAAACUUACAUCCGGGCUGGGACCUACGCCCGUAAGCCCUCCCUGCCAUACACACCAGGCACAGACGUAGCUGGAGUGGUGGAAACUGUUGGAGAAGGAGUCACUGCAGUAAAGGCAGGAGAUCGUGUGUUCACCACAGCCACAGAGUCUGGAGCUUAUGCAGAGUACACUGUAGCAGCUGACGACUGUGUCCACAAACUGCCCAGUGCUUUAGACUUCAACCAGGGCGCAGCCAUAGGGAUUCCUUACUUCACCGCCUACAGAGCUCUGAUUCACAAAGCCCACACCAAACCUGGAGAGACUGUCCUCAUCCAUGGAGCCAGCGGAGGGGUUGGUGUGGCAGCGUGCCAGUUGUCCCGUGCUCUGGGUCUCAAGGUGUUGGGGACAGCAGGGACAUCAGAGGGAAUGAAGCUGGUUCUCAGCAAUGGAGCUCACCAAGCCUUUAAUCACAGAGAAGAGGGUUACACACACAAAAUCAUGGAAGCCACAGAAGGCAAAGGCAUAGAUGUGAUAGUAGAGAUGCUGUCAAAUGUCAACCUCAGUAAAGACCUCCAGAUGUUGGCCUUUGGAGGACGUGUUACGGUCGUUGGCUGCAGAGGCUCCAUAGAGAUCAACCCCAGAGACACCAUGGCUAAAGAGAGCAGCAUCAUAGGAGUGGCCCUUUUCUUUUCUAAACCGGAGGAGACAAAGGAGUGUGCAGCGCUGCUCUACGCAGGGAUGGAAGCUGGUUGGCUACGUCCAGUCGUCGGUUCCCAGUAUCCACUUGAGAAGGCCGCCCAGGCCCACCAUGACAUCAUUGAGUGUCCCGGAGCUGCUGGGAAGACAGUCCUGAUUAUGUGAUGAUAUGAUCAUGUCACAGGUCUAAGGUCACCCAGUAGGGUUUUGGCUGUUCCUAAAGGGGAGACUCUUGCUACAACAAAGCAAACAAUGAUUCAUAUGGUCACAUUAAGCUUUAAAUGAUUACUGAAAAUGACCAUGAAAAUUAGAAUACCAAUGUGCUUAUUUAUCAUCACUGCCAAUACGCAAAUCAUGGAUACAACAAUAUAUGAAGGAAAUAAUGUUGAACUUAUUGCUGAUGACUGCUUGAGAGUUAUGAACUAUGACUAUCUGUAUUUGAUCAGAAAUUUUGCAAAUCUUUCUGACUCUUUCUAUGCCUUUAGCUACCUUUGUUGGUCACAUGACCUUUGCCAUGUUCGUCAGAGCAGUUCCUUGUUUAGCUGUGGCUGGGCCUUCAAGUCAUUAAGGACUUAAAUUCAGCUUAAAAGCUUUUUUCUUCAUUUAUAACUUGCAGUGCACCUUUAAAGCUACAUUAAUUGAUUUUUUUUAGCCAAUUGGGGGCAGUGGAACAAGCUGAAACCACAACAUUAACAUAUUAUCACCUUGUAAAGUUGGUAGGUCAGCAAACAGUUACUUAUUUCCAUCCAGACACAGAGCAACAUUAGCAUUCAUUUGGAAUCAUAUUUGUGUCCACCAGUGUUGGUGCUGUUAUUAAAAAGUGAGUAUUACACAUUACUCAGUACUUUUAAAGAGUAAUGCAUUACUAAACUCAGUCACUCCUGUAGAAAGUAAUUUGUUAUACUAUUAAUUACUUAACUUUUGCAGUACUCUGCAGCAUCAUCUGAGACCAGUGUUACCAGUGUACAACAGUAAUAAUAUCACUUUUUUCAGUAACAAGUAGUGUAAUUAAUUACUAAUACAAUUUCAGUUAUAAUAGUACAGUUACCAAAUAACAUAUUACAUUACUUUUGUAAACAUGGCACUACUGACUUGAAGACAGUCACAUCAGUGGUUUCAUUUUUGUAAUCAUCACGCUGUGCUUGCACAUCACAACACAGUAUGCUAGUUUGGAAGAUGGAAACACUUACCUUUAGCAGCUGGCAAUAUUCUCAUUACUUUGGUUUUGCUGGGAUGAUAGAUGACAUGAAGACUGCUGCUGCAGGUAGUUUUACUUAAACUCUUUCCCCAUGAAAAACAUGACCUGAAACCUUUGGUCUGAAACACCUACUAACAGCACAACAACAUAAAGCUCCAGGAAAUACACUCCACAAAAGGUGAGCCCUCCUUGGCAGCGGAGGAUGUAUCUAGUCCUACACUGUCUAAACAACCCAAAACUUGAUUUUAAUUGUGGCAGCUGCAGGCUACAAAGAACUAAUAAGGCAUGUGGCUGGAUAUGUUGUGGAUGAAAUGUUGCUCAAGGAUUGACUGUCCGUCUUUUAUGCAGAGCCUUGGGAAAAUACCAGUCGCAGGCAAAAGGAGGUUGAAAAAAAAAAAAAAUCUAGCCAUAGCUACACUUACCGGUGAUUACCCUGACAUUAACAUGGAGGCACAAGUGGAGUCUGAAUUUGGAGGGGACACAAUUCCAAUUUUGUGGGGUGUAGCAGAAAAGUAAUAUAACAAGUAGUUACACGAAUGACUGUUGGCAGAGAGUAAUAAGUAAAGAAAUAAUAUUACUUUGAAAAGAGUAACAAGUAAUGAGUAAUAUAUUACAUUUUUAGAGUAACAAGCCCAACACUGCCUGAGACACAGUGUCACAUACUUGCAAGUUAACAAUACAAAGUUAAACCUGACAUAUGUCCACAUAUCAGAACAAAACAAGGUUCAAAAAGGCUA
Molecule: messenger RNA, 2841 nt
Organism: Epinephelus moara (kelp grouper)
Lineage: Eukaryota; Metazoa; Chordata; Actinopteri; Perciformes; Serranidae
Gene: cryz
Product: crystallin, zeta (quinone reductase)
Exons: 8
Coding region: 85-1071 (328 amino acids)
Cellular component (GO): cytosol
Molecular function (GO): zinc ion binding; quinone reductase (NADPH) activity; mRNA 3'-UTR binding
Source: RefSeq, a predicted model, not a curated record